CUUUUUAUUGUUUUUUCCCCACAUUUCAUUUGCAGUUCCACGGUUCCACCAAAGCAUUCCAUCUUCCUUCACUCUCUUUCCCCAUUCUCCAAUUUGUUAUUAUUAUUAAUGAUUUUGUUUUUGUUGUUGAAGAUCUAAUUUUUAUUUAACAAAUUCUUUAAACAAAAUUUAAAUAAUGGCGAGGAUUAGAUCGUCUUCAUCUUCGAGUAAAUUCAGAUACUGUAACCCCUCAUAUUACUUGAAAAGACCAAAGCGUUUGGCUUUGCUUUUGAUUCUAUUUGUUUCUGCUUCUUCUUUCGUUUGGGAUCGUCAAACUCUCGUAAGAGAACACGAGUUUGAAGUGUCCAAGUUGAAUGAUGAAGUGCGUCGAUUACAAAAUAUGCUAGAGGAAUUUACAAAUAGGGUGCCAGCAAAUGUUCCCAUAGAAAUGCAAAGGAGAGAAAAAGUGAAGGAAGCCAUGAUUCAUGCCUGGAGUGCAUAUGAAAAGUAUGCAUGGGGCAAUGAUGAACUUCUGCCUCAGACUCAGAGUGGUGAGAAUAGCUUUGGUGGUCUUGGAGCAACAAUAAUAGACUCUCUUGAUACAUUACUUAUUAUGGGUCUAGAUGAGCAGUUCCAGAAAGCAAGAGAGUGGGUUGCAAACACAUUGGAUUUUAAUAAAACCUAUGAUGCCAGUGUUUUUGAGACAACCAUAAGAGUUGUAGGUGGACUUCUGAGCACAUAUGAUCUUUCAGGCGACAAUAUUUUCCUUGAAAAGGCUAGAGAUAUUGCAGAUAGAUUGCUACCUGCAUGGGAUACUCCUUCUGGGAUCCCGUAUAACAUUAUCGACUUGGCUCAUGGAAAUGCACAUAACCCUGGCUGGACUGGGGGUGAUAGUAUUCUUGCAGAUUCAGGGACAGAGCAACUGGAGUUUAUUGCUCUUUCACAAAGAACAGGAGAUCCCAAGUAUCAGGAGAAGGUGGAGAAAGCUAUUGUUGCGCUUAAUAAAACUUUUCCUGCUGAUGGUUUGGUUCCCAUCUAUGUUAAUCCUAACGAUGGCACUGCUUACGGAACUAUAACCUUUGGUGCUAUGGGUGAUAGCUUCUAUGAAUAUCUGCUUAAAGCCUGGAUUCAAGGAAACAAAACAUCAUCUGUAAAACCUUAUAGAGAUAUGUGGGAGACAUCAAUGAAAGGUCUGGUUAGCUUAAUUAGAAGAUCGUCACCAUCUUCUUUUGCAUAUAUCUGUGAGAAAACACGGGAGACAUUGACAGACAAGAUGGAUGAAUUAGCAUGCUUUGCUCCUGGAAUGCUGGCUUUAGGAUCAUCUGGUUAUGGUAAAGUUGAGGCAAAAAAAAUCCUUUCCCUGGCUGAAGAGCUUGCUUGGACUUGUUACAAUUUCUAUCAGUCCACACAUACAAAAUUAUCUGGAGAGAAUUAUCUCUUCAAUCCCGGACGUGACAUGAGCGUUGGUACAACCUGGAACAUAUUGAGACCAGAGACGGUUGAAUCACUCUUUUACCUAUGGCGUUUAACCGGUAAUGUGACCUAUCAAGAGUGGGGUUGGAAUAUAUUUCAGGCAUUUGAAAAGAACUGCCGGAUAGAAUCUGGAUAUGUUGGGCUGACGGAUGUUAACCUGGCUUUGAAAGACAACAAGAUGCAAACCUUUUUUCUUGCAGAGACGCUGAAAUAUCUUUAUCUUCUAUUCUCACCCCCUACUGUCAUCCCGUUGGAUGAAUGGGUAUUCAACACGGAAGCACACCCUUUACGGAUCGUUAACCGCAACGACAAUAUUGCUGGCUCGGAAAGGCAACAUAAACCAACUGUUGGAUUACAAGGCAGGAAGACAGGUCGGUUUGGAGGUAAUUAGGAUUCAUUUGCAGUUCAUUUAUUUAUUUACUUUUGUCAGACAACAAAAAUCCGUUGUCAUUCAGUGGUUAGGAUAUCUGGUUUCUAUUUAUUGUUUUCGGCCGAAGGAACUCGUAUGAUUUGAGGCCUCAAACAUAUGACAGGCUUAGGAUUUUUGUAGUUUCUGGAAAUAGAUAGAAGAGUUUCUCUGGUUUCCGUUGGAGAAACGUUGGUCUCGAACUAUAUCCUGAAGUAAACUGCUGUGAUCAAAUGUUCAUAUGGCUUGUAAAGCUUCAAAAAUAGUUUCUGCAGGCUUUUUUGCUCA
Molecule: messenger RNA, 2146 nt
Organism: Gossypium raimondii (Peruvian cotton)
Lineage: Eukaryota; Viridiplantae; Streptophyta; Magnoliopsida; Malvales; Malvaceae
Product: mannosyl-oligosaccharide 1,2-alpha-mannosidase MNS1
Exons: 14
Coding region: 176-1843 (555 amino acids)
Biological process (GO): N-glycan processing; carbohydrate metabolic process
Cellular component (GO): endoplasmic reticulum; Golgi membrane
Molecular function (GO): mannosyl-oligosaccharide 1,2-alpha-mannosidase activity; calcium ion binding
Source: RefSeq, a predicted model, not a curated record